AGGAGGCAUUUCAGUGGGGAGGGAACAAGUGGGAGAACGAAAAGCAAGUUCUCAGUGUGGGAAAGCAAGCGACGGAGGAAUUUCAGAGAAUAUUUGGAAGUGAGACAGGCAGUGAAGGCUCUAAUUUAUUCCUGGGUCUCUCUUCAGGGCGAAUUGAGAGUUGGAAACCCGAUGUCUGAUUGGAUGCCUCUUCCUCUGGUUCAAACAUUGCAAAGAAUUCCAGGCUCCUCGGCAAGGUACCAGUCUGCGGAAGAUUUUGCCUGCAGCUGACUGCUAGAGUAACUAUGGCAUCUCGAGACGCCAGUCUUCUUAAAUCUCUGUCAUUGCCUGUCCAGGGCAUGCAUGUGAUGCACGUGGAUUCAGUCCAGCACUGGAUGAAGGACUUGAGGCUAAUGGCUGAAUGUGAAUGCAUGUGCAUACUUCAGUCCAAGCCUAUCAGCACAGAUGGUGAUGGGCAAAGUGAGCUGGUGGUGGCACCCCAGCGCAUCUUAGAAGACAAGCUUCAGGCCCUGCUGAAGAGAGCUUGGAUCAUUACCACCGAACUGAGCAAGAUCUUCCACAAGCUGGAGCAGAACCGUUGGCAGAGGAUUCACAGCACGGCUGUGAGGGUGGGCUGCCAUGUCCGAUCGUUGAUUAACGAAUACAACAGCUACACCGGGAGCACACCAGCGGAGAUGCGUCAGUUUGAAGAGUCUUUAAUGAAGCAAUGUUCAGACCUGACUGCAAUGACUGAGAGGUGUGUAGGUGUUGAAGAUCCGGAAACCUUGAAGCCAAUGAAAGGCGUGAUUGUUGGUGCCCUGAUGUCGCUGAGCCAGUCUUUCAGCCAAAUGGUUGAACUGGCUCUAACGCAUGAAAUACAGGACCUGGUGAGGCAGGUGGAUUCAUGCACCAGCAUGCUUGGCGUUGAAGCAGCCAUCAGCAGCCUCAUCGAUCUGACACAGGAAGGCGCUCACUUGUGUCACAUCAUAGCCAAGAUUCCUUUGGUGGAACCAACCAAGCCGGAUGUGUCCUAUGUCAACUGA
Molecule: messenger RNA, 1022 nt
Organism: Callorhinchus milii (elephant shark)
Lineage: Eukaryota; Metazoa; Chordata; Chondrichthyes; Chimaeriformes; Callorhinchidae
Gene: insc
Product: INSC spindle orientation adaptor protein
Exons: 9
Coding region: 285-1022 (245 amino acids)
Biological process (GO): asymmetric cell division; apical protein localization; establishment of mitotic spindle orientation
Cellular component (GO): apical cortex
Molecular function (GO): cytoskeletal adaptor activity
Source: RefSeq, a predicted model, not a curated record